This is a messenger RNA of Branchiostoma floridae (Florida lancelet), 2094 nucleotides long. RefSeq lists its product as uncharacterized. Lineage: Eukaryota; Metazoa; Chordata; Leptocardii; Amphioxiformes; Branchiostomatidae. Bases 54 to 821 code for a protein of 255 amino acids. The transcript is spliced from 3 exons. The record is from RefSeq and is a predicted model, not a curated record.
GGGACAUACACGUCAGUCCCAGUCUGGUGUGGGCUCUAAGGUUACAUUUAGGUAUGACUCAAGAACCUGGGCUGUAUUUGGUCAUUUCCCCUGUGCACUCUGCAAGGAGGUCAACCUGGGAAACCUGCAUACCUCUCGUGAAAAUGGCAGGGACAGGCGAUAGGAGUCUUUGGUGCAUUGAAGUCACAGAUGAACAAAAAAUGACAAUUCAGGCACUAUUUGCACACUCGGGAUGGGAGCUGAUCGAACAUCCAUACCCUACCCCUCAAGUGGAGGCAGCUCCACAGUCAACCAGGAAAAAACCACGCCGGGUAUCGCAGAAGGCACAAGCCGAUGAUAGCCAACUGCAGGAAAUUGAGGUAUUAGACACAGAAGUUCCCGAGUCAGCUGGAGGCCAGCACCAUACCACCACAUCACAAGGUCAGCCUGAGCCCCAGCCAACAACCUCCAGCCAUUCCGACACUGAGUGCCCCCAUUGUUUCUUUGACCCAUGUGUGACAUCAAGGCCACAGAAAUGGCUGGGGAAGGGAAACCCACCAGGCCGCGGAAACUCUGCGGUUCGAAAAACUCUCUACAAAAAGUUCUGGAAAGUGCUAAAUGACAGGCUGGCCUGGUAUGAUCCCAGAUAUAUAGACAAGAAGAAUAGAAUGUGGCAAGUAUACCUGGAUGGAUUGGAUGAAAACAACUGCUGGGUUCCUGGUAGACACAGUCCAGGAGAGCAGAGUGUCAGAGAAAUCAUGCCUGACUGUGUCUUACACCAGGUUCGCCAGCUGUACCCAAAUUUGCCAAAGGUUCCAUACAUGGACCACAAAUUCUUCUAAAAUCAUAACCGUAUCUUUAUACAAAUAGAUCCAAACUUACUUGCAGUGUUUUGCUCUUUUUGUCUAUAUAUAUAUAUAGAGAGAAAAAAAAAUGAUGUAUUUUUCCCUAACAUUUUUCACAUCAUUGUUCUUAGACAGAAUGCUAAAAAUAUAAGGUUAGCAAAUGCUUGCCCUCAUACCCCAAUAUUGUGUGAUGUACCAAUUGCAGCUCAUAUUUAUGCUGUAGUUUUGUGCUUAUAUUUAUUAUAUUGUUGAGUCUUUCUUGCUUUCAUAAACCUGUUAUUUCUAUGCUGAUCUAAUGGCAAAUACUGGUGUAUAGCUCCUCUUUGUACAUCCACAUUCUCUGUUAGCCUGUGAUCAGUGAUAGAUAAAUGUGAUGUCUGAAUGAGGAAUCAAAGUAGCUUAUCCUAACUUUGUUGUAUUUCAUUCAAGACCUGUAUUUGGUAUAUAUUUGAAAUCUACAAUGUAUGAAGUACAUGUAUAAUUGGAAAUAAUGACCAACGCAAUUCUGUUCAGCUCUACAGUUAAUCAUGAAGUGCAUGUGCACUAUCUGAGUGUAUUUGCCUGUCUCUGUGAUUUUUAUUCUCUCAGAAUAGCCAAUGACAUUCUCCAGUCUGGAGAAAGAUAAUAGUUUUUCAUUAGACCAUUGAAGAUUCUACAGUAGUUGUGGUUAUGGAUCACAUCAGAAUAAAACCCUGCACAGUAUAACAGACAGGACCAUGUCUGUACAAUGCAAAAGUUAUAUACAUUUACUAAGCAUUGUAGGGAUAUCUUGAAUUGAUGUAGAUUUUGUUGAAUACUGUUGUAUUUGUUAUUUGUUUGGCUCUGUAUAUAAAAAAAGGUGUCAAGGUCAUUGAGUGUGGUGGACUAUUUUUUACCUGGGGACAGCAAUACAAAAGUCAUAACUAGAACUUUUACCACCUACAAUGCUACAUCAUCCUACAUGGAAAGAUACAGAAAUAGGACUUUUUGUCUGAUAUUGCAAAAGAAUAGUGUGAAAAAGAUUUACUCAUGUAACAGUAAGAGAGAGAACUUCAACACUGUCAGACUGACUCAGUUUCAGAGAUUUGACAUCUAGCUCUCACAAACUGCCCUGUGUCUUAUUCUAGGACACAGGGCAGCUUGGGAGAUCCAGAUGUCAAAUCCUGCAGGGAAGGAGUAAUUAACACAGCUCAAUGGCUGUGCCCGAUUUUCUGCUCCAGGCAGGAGCACCUCCCCAAGGGCAGGGUGGUGUAGCCGAAACAUGCGCUCCGGACAAGCGCCAGAUGCGGGU